GAGAUUCUUAAAAUGAUCGAAGAAAAGAAAGAGUUGGAAUCAAAACAAUAAGAACAAAAAAAACAACCAUUAACAUGAAUACGAGAAAAGCUAAUUUUAAGAAACUCCGGUUACCCAGUACAGAAACCAAAAAUGACCCACGAAAUGGACUCAAUAGAGUUGCAACAAUUAAAUCUCACUUUUUCACAUCUGACCUUGAUAAGAAUGCUCUCCAAGAUGAAGAAGAUAAGGAAGAGUUGAUGGAAUGCUCAGAAUCAAUGCCGUCUCCAAUAGAAUACUCUCCACCUAUGCCAUCACCAAUUGAAAAAUGUGACGACGACGGCGACAAGUUAACUGACAGUGACAAAGCCAGACGAUCCACUCGAACUAUACUAAAGACGUUUCAUCCAAAAGAGUUGCGCAUGAAGCCAGUAUCAGAUACAGGCCCAAGAAGAACUAAUGAUUUCGAAACUCCUGCCCAAUCAGUCAAAGUCGCACCAAAAAUCAAAGGAAAGACAAAAACAAAUGCGAAGCCUAGAGCGAAAGCGAAACCAAAAUCGAAGAAGCAACAAACCAUCAAAAGCGCAUUUUUCCAGAAUGAAGAACUUUUCUCAGAUGUGACUGCUCAACAUUGUCUGGUCGAUAACAUCAAUCCGGAAGAAAUGCAAAUGGCAUUAGCUCUAUCCCGUUCAGAAAUCGAAGUUUCAGGAUCAAGUGGUGUUGAAGCAAAUGUCCCGGACAAGAAUGAUGGCAUCAGAGAGAAGUUGAAAAAGUUCGGCUUCCAUGUUGUUGAAUCUGAAGAUUUCAACUAUGCGGCAGCUUAUAAGGCAAGCAAAGGAAAAAAUAAAUGGGCAAACAAAUUCACACCGCUGACACUCAGAAGCUCUAAACGCCAGUUGGAUAAAGUCAAUCAGAGGGUUGAAGAAAUUCUAAGAAUUCAAUUUGGGUCGCAUGAAUUCGAAUCGCUCGAUGAAGAAGUCCCUGAAUAUUCGGUACACAAUUCAAAUUUAUUACCAUUUGUUCCAUCAAAGCGUAUUGUUCACUCAGAAUCAAGUGAGAGAUCGGAUACAGUGGAUUUUUAUGUACUAAGUCUAUUUGAACCAUCUAAAACAAAGCCUGGGUAUUUAUUGAAGGACAUGCGUCGAAUACCUGGACGUGAUAGAUCACCCGUUCAUACUAAAUCUUCUUCCCAAUGCUCCUUGAAUGAACAAGCUGCUCAACUAGAAAGUCCAGUGUUGAAGAAAGUCCGCGUCAAUGAAAGUAGUCCACCUGUUGCUUCUGUAUUAUCUUCUCCGAAGAGAGACACAAGUACUAAUGAGAAAUUAGAUUUUUCACAACAAUCACUUCCGUCACCAAUAAGUGUGCCCGGCGAUUUUAAACAACGUCGUAGAAAAACUCCCAAAUCACUAGAUCUUCAAAAUACAAUCGAUUCGGUGACUUCCAUGGAUUAUCAAGUAGAAGGAAUUACGAAUUGGAUGGAGGACACCGUUAAACAAACAGAUAUAACACCAACGCAUGCAACAACCUCAUCGGCUAUGAAUUCGAAUAUGGGAAGUGAUAUGAACUCUUCGAUUAGUUUAAGACCGAUAAGAGCUACCUCUCCUGAUAUAUUCGCUGACUCAGAUGUUGAAAUGGAGACAGAUGUUGGAAGUGAUAUGGAAAGACUGAAAUUUACUGUAAGCAGAGAUGGUAUAGAAACCUACGAUAUAUUUUCAAGCGAUGAAGUAAAGACUUUUUCGGACUCCAAAGUAGAUUCAUGUGACAAAAACCACAAUUCUUUAUUAGCAACGAUUGAUUUGACUCAACAAGAAAGUGAAACAAGUUCGCAAAACUCUAUCAAGCUUCUCCCAACAUCUGAACCACCUAUUUUAACACAUCUAAACGCUAAUGAUGAUUUACCUUCAACAUCUUUUGGUCCACAUUUUAAAUCUCUUGUUUUAACAAAUCAAGACGCCAAUGAUGAUUUACCUUCAACAUCUUUUGAAAAGCAAUUUAAAUCUCCUGUUUUAAAAUAUCAAGACGCCAAUGAUGAUUUACCUUCAACAUCGUUUGUCAUGCAAUUUAAGUCUCCUAAGGAAACCGAUUUAUCCAUGGAAAAUAAUGUUCUGGAAAAAUCAUUUUCCACCAAAAGAAACAAUGAGUUUUCAUUUGGGAGCAGUACAUCCGAUGACUUUGUUAAAUCGAUUUUAUUAAAUAAAUCAAACAAAUCGAUAUCAUUUAAUAAGUCAAAUAAUCAAGAAGACUCGAUUGACUUAACCCAAAACGAUGAAGAGUCAAUAGACUGUAUUGUAUUGUCCGAUGACGAAGUUAACUAUUCCAUUCGAAAGGCUGACAUAUCGUUGAAUUUAAAAGAGGAGCAAAGCUCAAACAACACUAGUAUUAAAUCGAAUUCAAAAGACAACCAAGAAUUUUCAUUUGUUGACUUUGUAGCUGCCACUCAACCUCUGGCAACACAAAGCGAAGAUUUUGAAUUAAAUUUGUCAUUGAAACCUAAUAAUUCAGUAAGUUCUUUGGAGAUGGAUCUUAGUAAACGUUCAGAAUUCGGCAUUCUCGAAGAACAAUCGCCGUUCAAAACUCCAACUAAAACUCCCAAGAAAACACCACGCAGAACACCAAGGAGUUCACCAAAAACUCCCAAUAACGUCACAAAAAAGAUUCGUCGAGCUUUAUCUGAAUCAUUUUUAGACUCACCCACAGAAAGUUCAGCACCAAUUAAACGCUUCUCAAGUUCAAAUAAGUUCAAAGAAUUUGCCAAAAGCGAAGAGGACAGUUUUUCCGAUUUGGAUGAUAUUGAUAAACUGAUUUAUGGAAGUCCGACUAAAAAAGUUUAUAAAAAGCCUUUUGGCUUGACCCAACUCCUGACAGGUACCAUAAAUGAUAAAGUUGUGACUCCAGAAAAGACUAAUCAAGAAGUACCACAAGAAUUCGAGUUCAAUGGUCGAAUAUAUUUGGUUCGAACGGUUGAUGUUGCACGAAGGCCAAACUUUUCUACGAUGGAUGAAUCAGCAUUGUUCGAUAAGCUCUAUAGAUAUGGCAUCAAACCAUUGAAACGAAAACAAGCCGAAAAGAUUUUGGAGUACAUUUACAAUCAGACACAUCCGUGUUUAGUUGAUGAGGCUGAUUUGUCGCCUUCAAAAGCGAAUUCAGAUCAAAACUCUGACUUGCUUACGCAAGAUGCAAGGGGUGAUAGUUUAAGUGACGAUAACGAUGAUGAAAGCGAAGUAAAUGAAAGGGUGGCUUCGGAAGGUGGUUCUUCCAAAUUCAACUUAAAAGACUGUUGUGGUCAUGUCCUUGUAUCGAAUAUAAUUCCAUCAAUGGAAAUUAAAGAUGAACAAUACUUUUUUCCAACUAAUAAAAGCAAAAAGAUUUCAACGGCUCCACUUCCUCUACACAUUGCAUGGUAUAAUUUAUUAAAAUCCAACACUCAACUACACGAAGCAAUAUUAUAUUAUGAGCCAAUUGAUUUGCAAGAAGUGUAUCUCUUUUUAAAGGGUAUUGGAUAUCGCUACGAACCCAAGGAUAUGAAAUACUUCUUUGACUCAAGAUCAAUAAUAUUUCGGUAUGAUGUUAAAAAAUCAGAAAAUUCUGCUAGUAAUCGACAUGUGCGCAAAAAAAGACAGAAGGUUAAAAAGAAAAAUUAAGAAAUAAAAAAAGAAUUUAUAAAUAGUUGAAAUGUAUAUUUUGUAAUAAGCUUGCAUUUAUGUAUGUAAAUAGAAUAAAGAAAAGGGAUUUUUUUACAUUUUAUUUUUGGUAGAAUAA
This is a messenger RNA of Eupeodes corollae, 3738 nucleotides long. RefSeq names its product structure-specific endonuclease subunit SLX4 (gene mus312). Lineage: Eukaryota; Metazoa; Arthropoda; Insecta; Diptera; Syrphidae. Bases 75 to 3620 code for a protein of 1181 amino acids. Gene Ontology annotation, biological process: interstrand cross-link repair; DNA replication; meiotic DNA double-strand break processing. Gene Ontology annotation, molecular function: enzyme binding. The transcript is spliced from 8 exons. Gene Ontology annotation, cellular component: nucleus; Slx1-Slx4 complex. The record is from RefSeq and is a predicted model, not a curated record.